AUGCAGUCCGCGUCACCCCCAGCUCUUGAUCACAUCAAUAAGAACGCCGCCGGGGAUGCAACAUGGCGACAGAAACUGUUCGCAUCGAUUUUGGGUUUCUUUUCAAAUGAACCAGCUGGUGGAGAUACCGAAGCUGAUGCUGUUGAGGCGUGGGUUGGGGUGCGGAAAGGGCGGGGUCGGUGUCGGUCUGUUGGGGAAGUUCGAUAG
Messenger RNA from Penicillium odoratum, 207 nucleotides. RefSeq lists its product as uncharacterized. The transcript has a single exon. The record is from RefSeq and is a predicted model, not a curated record. Bases 1 to 207 code for a protein of 68 amino acids. Lineage: Eukaryota; Fungi; Ascomycota; Eurotiomycetes; Eurotiales; Aspergillaceae.